This is a messenger RNA of Copidosoma floridanum, 1797 nucleotides long. It is a transcript of the gene vermilion, whose product is annotated as Tryptophan 2,3-dioxygenase vermilion. The record is from RefSeq and is a predicted model, not a curated record. Gene Ontology annotation, molecular function: heme binding; metal ion binding; L-tryptophan 2,3-dioxygenase activity. Lineage: Eukaryota; Metazoa; Arthropoda; Insecta; Hymenoptera; Encyrtidae.
UUUUUUUUUUUUUUUUUUUUUUUUUCCCAAAAGAUUGCCUGUAUAUACUAAAAGUUAGAUUCAGUGCUUUAGGUAAUGUACAUUAUACUCUCGGUGCAGGUACACUGAGGUAAUAUAUAUAUAUAUACACAAAACAAUAAAGUGAAUCAGAGCACUUUUCGGGUCUGACUCCGCGUCUCUGUGCCGUACGAAAAAAGAUCGAAUCAUUAGAUGUGAAAAACUUGGGUGUACGGUCGAGCCGCACGAAUUCGUAUGGAACAUGGCUUGCCCGCUGGGAAACGGGACAGAUAAUACGAGCCCGGGUGGCGGUGGCAGUGGUGGCACGACCUGCCUGAUGGAGGGUCCGGGGGUGCUCUACGGCGAGUACCUCAUGCUGAACAAAAUCCUGUCCGCCCAGAGACUCCUCAGCACGGAAAACAACAAGGAAGUCCACGACGAGCACCUCUUCAUCGUCACACACCAGGCUUACGAGCUGUGGUUCAAGCAAAUCAUCUUCGAGCUCGACUCCAUAAGGGCGCUCUUCAACAAUGACGAGAGACAUCGGCAAACUCAUCUUUCCUUCGAUUGCCAGCAGCACGACGAUGGAGCGAAGAGCAGCUCGAGCGGCGAUUCCGAGGCGAUCGACGAGUCGAGAACUCUGGAGAUCCUUAAGCGGCUGAAUCGCAUAGUGCUCAUCUUCAAAUUGUUGGUGGACCAGGUGUCGAUCCUGGAAACGAUGACGCCCCUGGACUUUAUGGCCUUCCGCGACUACCUGUGCCCGGCCUCGGGUUUUCAAUCGAUGCAGUUUCGCCUGCUGGAAAACAAGCUGGGCGUCAAGCAGGAGCACCGCGUCAAGUACGGCCAGAACUACACGCGCGUCUUUGGCCGCGACCCGCGCGCCGUCGAGGCGAUACGGCGCAGCGAGGAGGAGCCCAGCCUCAGCCACCUCGUGCAAAAGUGGCUGGCCCGCACCCCCGGACUGGAGGCCCACGACUUUGACUUCUGGGGCAAGUUUGAGCGCGCCGUCGAGCAGAUGCUCCAGGACCAGCGCGAUCAGGCGGAUGCCGAAACGAAGGAGGAGUCUCGCAAGCAUCUGUUGAACAACGUCGCGGCUCGGCAAGCCGUCUUCGACUCGAUUUUCAAUGAGAGCCUGCACAAUGCCCUGGUUUCGCGGGGCGAGCGCCGCUUCUCGCACGCAGCCCUCCAAGGGGCGGUCAUGAUAACCCUGUACCGCGACGAGCCCCGCUUCAGCCAGCCCCACCAGAUUCUCACGGCUCUCAUGGACAUUGACUCGCUCAUCACCAAAUGGAGAUAUAAUCAUGUACUGAUGGUCCAAAGGAUGAUCGGCUCGCAGCAGCUGGGCACCGGCGGCUCGUCUGGAUAUCAUUACUUGAAAACGACUUUGAGCGAUCGUUACAAGGUCUUCGUCGACCUGUUCAACCUCUCGACGUUCCUAAUACCCCGGCACUUAAUACCCCCACUGAGCAAGCGCAUGAAAACGAGAUUAUCGAUGGCUUGGGGCUUGGGCCUCGAGGAGGUGGCUCUUUCGUUGGAAAACUCGUCGCUCAACGACUCGACGGGCUCGUCGUCGGACAAUUCAACGGGUUUUGAAAACAAAACCGGAAAAAACGGCUAUCAAAGCGACAGUAAUAAUUAUUACGAAAAUACUGGCAGCGACGAUUAAUGUGUUCAUUGUUUAUGUGCAUAUCACUUUUACAUAUGGGUUGAGGGUCGAGGGGAUGAAAGUUAGUGUGAUUCGUGAACAAUAAUUUAUUUUUUAUUAGUAAAUUUUUAUUGUCUAAUGGUUAUUUUUUACGA